GGAGCCACUAGAUUCAGGCAGAUGAAGGUCCGUGGCUCACCCCGUCCUCUGGACUAUAAAGCAGAGCGGGUUUCUUGGGGGCGCACUUAUUAUUCUGCCAAGCAGCCGCCGGGUCACCUUUCUCCGUUGCACUUCGGAGAACUUUGGAGCAGGCGCAAAGCGGGAAAGGGCGCUCUCGCUUCCCUCGACGGCAUCCCCGCCGCCUCCUGCCGCUCUGCUAGGGUUCUACGGCUGCCCGUCGGCGGGGGAAGAAGCUGGAAACUAUGAAGUUCCUGUUGCUUUUGGCCGCACUCUUCCUUGCAUCCGCGCAAGCCAUGGGGGAAGAUCUGGAAGACCAAAAUGAGCUGAGCUACUGGGCGGAUUGGUCCGACGGCGGCGAGCAGAACCAGGAAAAGUUGCCUUUACCCUUUGAACACUUUCUUCAGAGAAUUGCCAGGAGACCCAGACCUCAGCAGUUCUAUGGCUUAAUGGGCAAGCGAGAUGCUGGAUAUAGCCCUCUCUCCCACAAAAGACAUAAAACAGACUCAUUUGUUGGACUCAUGGGCAAAAGAUCUUUAAAUUCUGGAUCUUCUGAAUGGAGUGCACCACAAAUGUUUGAAAGGAGACGCAAAUGAGACAGUUCUUCCAUUGUCUGUUGAAAUGUUUAAGUAGCCAGCUUAGUGUAAUAUAAAAUAGCCAUUGUAAGGAAUAAUUAUUUAUUUAUGACUUUUUUUUAAGACGAAAAUUUCAAUUACAAUGAUUUCUCCUAUUGUAGCAGUGAUAUAUACAUUAUACAGACAUAGCAAGCUCUACAGUAACAUUUCUGUAUGGAAUAUAGAAAUCAGUGAUGUUUCACAAUAAAGCACAUUAUACAUUCUGUGAAAAAAUGUUCACCAAUUAUAAAAAAGUGGUAAAGAAUAAGGAAAAAAGAAUCCUUUGUUAAUUUAGUAUUUGCUUUAUCACCAAGUUGAUUUGUGAUCAUAGCAACAGAAAAGAAAAGAACCUGUAAUUUCUGUAGUCAAAAUAUGUUUGUAUCAUUGCAGCAUGUUUUUGUUUAUUUUGCCUACAUAUAUAUAUUUUAAAAAAAAUGAAAAGUGAAUUUAAAAGUC
Messenger RNA from Candoia aspera, 1088 nucleotides. It is a transcript of the gene TAC1, whose product is annotated as tachykinin precursor 1. The record is from RefSeq and is a predicted model, not a curated record. NCBI's taxonomy places the organism in Eukaryota, Metazoa, Chordata, Lepidosauria, Squamata, Candoiidae. The coding region runs from base 264 to 614 and encodes 116 amino acids. The transcript is spliced from 6 exons. Gene Ontology annotation, biological process: tachykinin receptor signaling pathway.